UAGGCGGCUGUCGGGAUCAGUCGGGGCUGCGUGGAUCUCGCCCUGGCGGAGAGGAGGGCGUCGCGAUCACCUGGGAGGAGGGACGGUGGGCAGUGAAAGGAGUUGGUUGGGGGGGGGCUCCUGUUUCCUCCGGUGUCGCGCCAUGACGGCGAACGAAGACCAGGAGGUGGCCAGAACCUAACCCCCAUAUGGAGCUAGAAGCAUUACGUUCUAUUUAUGAAGGUGAUGAGUGUUUUAGGGAACUUAGCCCGAUUUCCUUUCAAUAUAGGAUAGGUGAAAAUGGAGACCCUAAAGCUUUCCUGAUAGAAAUAUCAUGGCCAGAAACAUACCCUCAAACUGCUCCAGUCAUCUCUAUGGAUGCAUUCUUCAAUAACUCUAUAGCCUCCACCAUAAAGCAAAGUAUAUUGAACAAAUUAAUGGAAGAAGUUGAAGUCAACCUUGGUACCUCUAUGACAUACACAAUUUUUGAAUAUGCCAAAGAUAAUAAAGAGCUGUUUAUGGAAAACCAACCCAUUAAUAUUGCGACAGCUUUGAACAACUGCAUCUCAACAGGACAUCCAGACGCAGCACAAACUAGUAAGAAAAAAGAGAAAAAGGAGCAAUUGACCAAAACACAAAAACGAAAGUUAGCAGAUAAAACAGAUCACAAAGGAGAGCUUCCUCGAGGAUGGAAUUGGGUUGAUGUAAUAAAGCAUCUAAGCAAAACUGGCUCCAAGGAUGAUGAAUAGGAGGACACUGAUAUAGGAAAACAUCAGCUUUUACUACAACACUGUUUGGAAUCAACUGCCAUAUUCUCUCUUUUUUCAUUUACAUUUUAUAAAAUGACAGUUCCUCACACAUUGUAAUCUGAAAAGGUGUGCUUACCUAGAGGGAAAUGUUUUUGGUAUCCGUAAUCACUUUCUUCAUAUCACAUGUUUGCCUUUAAAGAAAUUAGGUUGAAGAUUGUCUCCUUCUAUUUCAAUGUCAACUAUCAGGACUCUGAAUAUAACAAUAUGUAAUUUGCUUUUAUACUUUUUGACCCUGUACUAAAUCAUGCAAAACUGAAAGCGAAUCAUCUAAUGCCCUAGCUGCUAGUCUUAUUUUAUAUUUCUUUCUUGCAUAGCUUCUUCAGUGUUAUUUCAAAUACUAUUCAUUACUGAUCCUCCUUCAUGGAUCACUGCCUUGCCGUGGCGAAGGGGCUUGAAUAACUCAGAGAUCUAACUACUGAUUAAAUAACUACUGAUCCAGCUUUUCAGAUGAAAUCUACAAUGAACAGGCUAAAUUUUGGAUCUUCCUGAACCGUGGUAUUCUUUAAAUGCAUUUUUCAACCCAAUCCCAUGGUCUCCCUCUAGCACAGCUUCCCAGCUGUAAUAUAGUCACAGUCCUAGAAAGCAAAACAGGAUCAUGAGGUACAAAAGAUAAGGUAUCAACUUUUAUUCCCAUGGCAAAUCUACAGCUGCCUACCAGCCACUAAUAGUGCCCUUGCAUUGGUACAGUCCCUGCAUCAGUUAUCAGCCCAUGGCAAAGAACAAAUGCACUCAUUAUAUGCUUGAGCCAGUACACAUGGUGUCCCAUGUACAACUAGAGAGAGAUGGUUCCACCUCACCAUGCUGUAGGGAGGUAGCAGUAGGCAGAAACUACAACCAUCAGGCCUCCCUUCAGACAGGGAUUAAAUCUUCUGCCAAUCCACAGCCUACAACAAUAAUACUUUUGCCAGGCAAACAAGAAGGGAAGAAAGGAGAACCACUCCAUUGGUGACCCAAUAUCCUAGUGAGCAGAUCCAUCUCUGAGAAUUGUGGGCACUUGAACGAGAUUUGAGAUUUGCAGUGAUCAUACACUGACAACUGUCGGAACAAUCCACAUAGCUUAUAUGUUGGUGUCUUCCAUGGAGAGAAAAGAGAUUUUGCUAAUGGAGAAGUCAGAGGCAAGAAAGGAGGAACAGUAUGGUAGGGAGUUCACAGCAGAAAGCACCAGGAGUUAUCUGGUAGUUUGUUAGGAUGGAGUGCUGUAACGUGAGACAGAAGAGAAUGAAGUCACCGCCUGCCACAGGAAUUAGCACAAGUCAGACCCACAAUGUGGCUUUUGUAAUUACCCUUUGCUAUGACACACACCCUUUCCCCCAACCAGUGAUGGCCAAACUUGUCCACUGGUCCUGUUAGCUAGGGAUGAUGGGAGUUGUAGUCCAAAAACAGCUGGAGGGCCAAGUUUGGCCAUCACUGCCCCAACCAUGUUUAGAUGCACUAGGUGCAUUUGGAGCUGCAACUCGGUGGAAUGGGAUAGCAGAAGCUCCAUAGACAUUGGGUUGCAAGUUCAAUCCCUGGAUGAAAUAUCCUAGCAGAAGAGGCUGGAAAAGAGCGGCAUGUAUAGACGGGGCAGCACUACAGCCAAUGGGAGUCAACGGUUCAUGAGCCAAUAGCCCCAUUUAAAUAUUUGCUUGCCUUGCAUAGAAGUUGAGGUGUUUUAAUCUUUUUUACAGUUGAUUUUAAUUAACUUUAAAUGUGUUUAAUGACUUUAACUGUUUUUGUUGAUAAUUUUAAUAGUUCUGGUGAACUGCUUAGAAGUUUUACUACAGUCAAGCAGUUUUCAAAUUUGGUUGAAUAAAUAAAAUAAAUUUAAGCCCCAGAAUGCCAUCAUUUCUCCCAGCUCCUUUCAUCCCAGCCAUGAACCUUUCCCCAGAAACCUUUGGUUGAUUGCCGGUAGCCACUGCAGAGGCAAUGCCCCACUUGUACACACCCUUCUACUACUUGAUUUAUUAUUACAUCAGCACGUAAUCAGGGUAAGUGGGUGGUAUAUAAAUUCAAUAAAUACUACUACUACUACUACUACUACAGCAGCAGCAGCAGCAUAUAAAGCUAGUGAAUUGUUGGGAUACACUUUGUUACUCUAGCUAAUACUCCAGUGGCCACAGACCUCGUCAGGUCAUUAAUUAUGGGGGAAUAUUGAAAUCCACAAGGCUUACUUGCUGAGUCCCUCCAGUUUCAGCCAAAUCAUCCCACCUCUUUUAUAAGCAUAACGAAAGAUACACAUCCCAAGCUGUUUCCCAAUACAAAUGAAACUAUCCUAUUCAAUCCAGAGCCACUGUUAUUUGACAGCAAUGAAUCUUACCUUUUAUCUAUGAAGUUACUGUUCCUCACUCAUCCACAAAGUUGAUGGGCUAAAUAUAAUUUCACUUCUGAUAAUUAUUAUUUUUUAAAUGGGUAAUUAGAAUUCUGAUAGGACUGCAGUCCAAAACACACUGGGGAGUACACUUCCUUGAACUCAGAACUUCUGAGUAAACCUGCAUAGAAUUCCACUGUAUGAAAAACUGUGAUGAAAAAAUAACUAGUACUAACCCACCAGUACAUUUUCUCUGUUGGAAAUGCAUUUAUGGUAGUUUGUAUUUUUCCUCUCAAAAGGUAGCACAGUACCCGCCAUAAAUGCUGGGCACCAUUUAUUUCUUUUCGUUAUUUUCUUCCUUUGGAAAAAUAGGAGUUGUCAUGUUUUCUUGUAUAUGUUAAUGAAUAAAGAGAUGGAUAUAACUACCAAAUGGGUAGAUAAAGCGGAAUUUUGAAUAGAUGUGCCGUCUUGUAUCUAAAAGUUCUCUUUACUGUUUAAAUAGUAAUAGAGCAUAAGAUGCCUUAAUGCCAUCUAAUUUUUAUUGUGGGAAGGGAGGGGUUUAAAUAAAUAUAUAUUUAUCUGC
Molecule: messenger RNA, 3658 nt
Organism: Podarcis muralis (Common wall lizard)
Lineage: Eukaryota; Metazoa; Chordata; Lepidosauria; Squamata; Lacertidae
Source: RefSeq, a predicted model, not a curated record